Messenger RNA from Pyricularia oryzae 70-15, 3144 nucleotides. RefSeq lists its product as uncharacterized. The record is from RefSeq and is a predicted model, not a curated record. The transcript has a single exon. Lineage: Eukaryota; Fungi; Ascomycota; Sordariomycetes; Magnaporthales; Pyriculariaceae. The coding region runs from base 1005 to 2792 and encodes 595 amino acids.
GCAGGGCAGAGACGGGAAUUCCCAAGUCGAGUCGUCCCCCAGUCUCCUUCCCGCACGAAGAAGAAAAAAAGUAAACAACCCAGUCAAACAGUGUACAAAGGAAAUGCGUCACCACCAUAAGCAAACAUCCCUGUUAUUGUUUGUAUUUGUACUCAGACUUGGUUGCUCAUGUGAAUGUAUGAGUUAACUCGCUCGUUUUGUGAUCAUGAGCAGCAAAUCGAAUGAUUUACUUAUCAUCUGCAAGCACUUUACACAUGGAAACUUGUGAUUUUUAGUUCAAAAUCCUCCCCCAAAACCUCGGAUGCUAGCCUUCUUUUUUAGUUUCCGGUACCUACAGGAUACCUACCUCGACUGCCAAAUCACAAGCCACGAACAACACAGUACCGGGCGGCACCGACGCUUUUCUGCGAGCAGGUUAUACGUACACAUCCAUGCACGGUGCAGGGAAGUUGCUUUGUUUUUACUUCGCAACCAUUCCAACGUUCCAACAACCCACCCGACUGUAAUAGUUCAUCCCUGCCUCUUUGCUUUAAGAGCAAUCUGCGGUUUGCGCAUUGGAACUAUUAGUCGUCUGGACCCUGCCGUCGGGCUAUGAUCGCCUCUUGACAGAAACAAAAAAAAAAAAAAAAAAAAAAAAAUUCGGCGUGCUUUGUUUCGUUUCAUUACAAGUUGCUGAGUGGACAUCCGAGCGCACUUCGGCUCCCGCUGCCAGCUGAAGGGGGCAACUACUUCUUGGAAACCCGCCUAGGCUGUCCGUGGUACCUAAGUAACAACCCAACCUAGCCUGCAGCACUCGGUACUCCUUGUUGCCCAGAGUACCUCAAGUUUACAUUCUCCCGAGGACAAGGUUCCCUUUUGUUCCGUUUUACACUUGCCUGAUUCCCACCGCCAGUUCGAAAUUGGCCGGGCCCUUAUCCUACCCUGGUUGGCCCCGCGGGCUCCAACAGGCAUGCAGCGUUGCGCCGACUCUCGCCCUAGAAAUACUGACCCCGAAACCUUAACGCAUGAUGUUAAGCUCGACUUCCAGGGGCGUUGCCUCUAGUACCUCUCUCUCCUCACCACCAGGAUCUCCUAUAUCCCAGUCAUCUCGCCCUGACCCAGGCUGCGUUCAACCACGUCUGAAUUCUAGUCUAAGGAAUCAGUCACAUAGUCCAACAGCUUCGGCGCCAUCGUGUUUGACGCCUCCACGACAGCUCGACGACCUGAGCAUCGCCACCACCGGCACUACUACUACUACUACUACUACUACUACUACUACUACUACUACUACUACUACUACUCCUACUACUACUCCUACUACCGAAGAACGCCGCCACCAGCCGGUACAAGAAUACCACAGCGGGUUCGCCUCCUCCGCCUGCAGAGAGGCCUUGACACCACCGUUGGCACCGCAGCACCGCAGGCAGCAGUCCAGUACGAGCUUGCUGCCUUUGGCCCUCAUCAACCGAGCUACUUCGCCGGAGCGAAGGCAGCAACGGCCUAUCCUAGCCGUCGAGAUGCCUUAUACCGGCGAUGGGAAGAAGAAGAAGAGGGUUUCGGACGUAUCAUCUCGCAGCGGGCAGGAUGAAGGGGUUGCGGGAGACAGCUUGUUGUCACCUUUGGGCAUACGAAGCGUCGAGAGCGCCGUUCCUAGGGAUGAACCCACAUCUGUAUCAACGGACGGGACGCCCAUACGGAAUAACAGGACGUUGACUCCGGGGGAGAGGCAGACACCCUCACCUGCUUCUUCAAGAUUCAGCUUCAUCGCCUCGGGCAUGUCUGCAAUAUCAUCGAGGCUGACACAGUCAUCACUGAGCCCGUCGGCCAAGCCCAAUCAGCCUCGAGAUGAUCUGUCAAGCCUGAACGUGGAGGCGGCACUGUUUUCCGGGGGCGCUCCGGCUGCCGGGGACACUUUUUCCCCAGCAGCCUACAAGAACCUCCAGGUCAACGCUGUGGCUCUCGCCCGCCGUCUUCAGAGCGGUUAUACGGAACAGGUCAGAGCACUUCGCGAACUGAGCGCCGAGCGAGAGGCCGAUCUCGAAGAGAUGGAGGAGGCGACUACCCGCGCCACACACCUCAAGAUGCAGCUGGAGGACAUGGCCUACAAGGCCGCCGACCAAGAGCGUGCAAUGCGUGAGCUUCUCGAAGAGCUGGCUGCCGAGCGUCGAAAGACGGCGAGACUCCUUGCGGCAGCCGGCGGUGUAUCUUCUCCAAAGGGUCCCCAGGUGCGUCUCGACCAGCAGGCGCACGGAACCGGUCCUGCAUCGGAGGGAUCCAUCGUCGAGGACUUGGACGUCGACGCGGCGGUAGAAGAGUUUCAAUACCGGCGCAGGAUGAACAACUGGCGCAGCAGUGGCGGUGCUGAUAGCUUCGACACCGACGACGAGAGCAUGGCUGAGGUCGAGAGCGUCUUCUCGCGGUCUCGGAGUUCCACCACGACUGACGGCCCUAGCUCCACCCUGCCGAGAUCGCCUUCGUCGGUCACUAUGGCACCACCACCAGUACCGCCCAAGACGGCCCCGAAGGCGUCGACCAGCAAAGGUAUGCUGCCCCAGCGGUCCGCACCAGUUCAGCAAAAGCACCAGUCCAUGACGGCUUUUCAAAAACUCGUAAGGAACGUGACGUCUGCAUCGCCGGUAGAUAACGGUACCGGCUCUGCCAACUGUGCAAACUGCCGCGGCCAAGACGCCGGCAUGGCAUGGGACACGGUUGGUCUGCUCAAAGACGAGAACAAGGCCUUGAAGCAAAGGGUUGGCGAACUAGAGAGUGCCGUCGAGAGUGCGCUUGAUAUGGUGAAUGGGGUCGGGUUAUGAUUUGAGAUUACAGGAAAGGGUCGGUGGAUAGCUGAUCAUCGUAUGAAUGUUUUGUCAAGGGGUUUUUUUUCGAUGACUAAAAUGGCGAACGUUCCAGGAUAUCACGGAUAUGACUUGUCUAUUAUUUGAAACUCCCACGGGUAAGGAUAGACGGCAUGGCAGUUUGUUGGAAUUAGGGGGUUCCUCUCCAGUUCUAGUUUCCUCUGCAUCUGAAGCAUUGGUUACAGCAUGAUUAUGUUCAAAGAUUAGCCUUUUCGCUCUUUUUUUUUUUUUUUUUUUGCUACACCAGCGAAAUAGAAACAAUAUUCAGACUAGAACUAGAUCAAAGCCAAUCUUCGUUCCAAAAGAUCCA